This is a messenger RNA of Sycon ciliatum, 12880 nucleotides long. RefSeq lists its product as uncharacterized. The transcript has 42 exons. Lineage: Eukaryota; Metazoa; Porifera; Calcarea; Leucosolenida; Sycettidae. Bases 82 to 12426 code for a protein of 4114 amino acids. The record is from RefSeq and is a predicted model, not a curated record.
GAGCACAAUGUCACUCUGGCGUCACCGGAUGCAACAGCAGACUCUUAUGUAGUGCAGGUUAUCCGUGUUGUCUCAACCACUAUGCGAGAAACUGUCUUUGUUCAAACUAUUCGCUCUGCCAAUGGUUUCCCUAUAAUGGUCUUUGCUAGUCUAGGGAACCGCUACUGGGUUCAUCUGUUCCGUGUCAGCCGCGAGGGCUUCUUCAACACAAUAAGCUGGACGUUCUUUAACCCAUCCAAUCUCACGGGAUCGGGAUAUGAAGUGCUCUCGUGGGAUGAUACCAACCGGCCCGGUUACAUGUCCAAUUUUACCAGACGAUCAGUUGCCGUCAACAGCACCAGCUUGACGUUUGACAGACCCGACCUCAGCAAGUACGGAGUGGUAGUUAGCCUUUAUACGUUUGUGAUCACUGGUCCAGUUCCGUGGAGUGUAUCCCAGCCGUACAACAUGACAACCAUCACAACUCCUCCAAUGCCCGACGGCACCUACUCGGUGUCGUUCAGGCAUGAGGGCUAUACGACACCUGACCGCUGGGUCGAUGUUCGGUCCAGCUGGGUAUCCUUGGUGAAUACACUUCCGCCAUACUUUGAUGACAUCGCUUUUCCUCUUACUUUUACAACGAGAUCUUAUGCGGACAGGCCCCAACUUGGUCAAUCGCGUUCUACGAUUACAGCAAGUGGUCAGCCCAGUCGUUUUUUCCCCCGCACUAAUACCUUUGCUUUCAGGGAUCCACAGUACCACCUUUUUUUUACAACAAGAAUUGAUGCCAACAGCAAUUCGGGCCUUGUCAGGACAGUCGCUUUCAACACAGCAACUCACUACAUACCAGGAUCAUUUCCGUUUCCGCUGUGGCCGAAAGGCGUUAAUUCAAUUGUGCCGGAGAGGAGCACAUCGAAUGGUGUUAACUUCACAGCAAUCAUUCCGGAGAUAACUCCGGCGGAUGCUGCUAUCCUUCCAUGGAUAUCAUUUGUGUACAGGCCGUACAAUAUGGGUGCCUUUUUGGCCAUCGCGCAUGUGCGCUCGGAUGCAGUGCAGCGCGGAAACAUCACCUCCGUCACUCUGGACACCCAGCUUUCUCUUCAGAGUGUAUAUGAGUUUAGGAUGCGCUGCCAAUCUGACCUUAAUGUUACCGUGGAAACCACUUACAGUGACUAUUCAGAUGUUUUGCUGGUCGCCACAAACUACUUGGAUUUCAAUAUCAGUUUACCAAAUGACGACAAAGGUGCAAACGUGCAGUAUACAAUUGAAUUGAUCCGCUACAGUCUGAACAAAGGCUUGUUUGAAACCGUGCUCGAGCAGAGUGGCUACACGGCGAGUGACUUUCCUCGUACAUUGCUAACCACCUGGCACGCUGGGCAGUUCUUCGUUCAUGUGUACGGCGUACAGCAGCCAGGCUUUCGACACACGGUCCUCAUGGACUAUUCCCAACCCGAUGUUCUGAGUCCUGUGCCACUGUUGAAGUGGUAUAUAACCAACAGCACCACUAUCCUCAGCCAGGUCACUGUCCUCUCACUAUCCCCCAACGUCAGCUUCCUCAUCGCGGAGAUACCGGAAAUUAAUCGUACUGGCGUUGAGGUGACUGAAGCCUGGCUUAGAGAGCCUACACGGGGAUUCGUCCAGACUAUGAUGGUUAUAGGCGUGCGUGCCGUGUUUUUGAAUGUGCCGGAUGGUUCAUAUGAGCUCUACUUUUCGACUGGCGCACUCUCCACCCCAACGCGCUUGGUUGAUAUCAGAUCCAAGAUUGCUAUUAUGCGGGUGCCACUACCGGAAAGUGCCGUUGCUAUAGCUGGAGGAUUCGACGCGUUCAGGAUCAUAACAUCAAUCUACAACGACCCUGGGACGCCUCCUGUCGACCGAAUCACUCCGCUCACAUCGGCAAGCUCCUUUCCUUACAACAUCACGAUCCUUGGCGCUGCUGCGCCUCAAUGGCUAGUCACCAUCAGGGUAGAUGCACGCGACAAGUCUGGCUUCUGGAAAACUCUGUCCAUUGAAAGGAGAACACACUAUACACCAGCUUAUCUCCCAACCUUCCCGGUGUGGCCGAAUGGCGUGCAGUCAAUAGUCGCAGUCAACACAACGUUCAACAGCACUCAGUUCAACAUCUCCCUUCCCAGUGCCCAGCCAGCAGACAUCGCUCAAUACCCAAACCUAGCCAUCGAGGGCAGGAUUGAAGGCAGUGGUGAUGGGUAUGAGCUAUAUCAAGUCCUGCCAACAGAUCCGUCCGACCGGCCGUCAUUUGUCGUUCUUGAUCGCCUGUUCACGCGUAAUUCCUACGAAAUACGCAUACGUGGCAAAGCUCAUGUGUACUCCUACACCACAUAUAGCGAGCCAGUGGUAAUCACAUUCCCACUUAUCACGUUCAAAGUUCCUCUGAUAAAGCCAGACCCGGUUGCUGCGCAGUAUGUAGUCGAAAUCAGCAAGUUCAAUCUAUCCAGCUCGGCUUUCGACGUAGUUCUGCAGCGGGGCAACAACCAGGAGGAGGAUUUCCCAGUUUCAAUACCCAGCUCCUACGGCAGUGGGCAGUUCUGGGUGCAUGUCUAUCGUGUUGGACUGGCUGGCUUCUUGGAAACGAUAAGUCUGGCUCAUCAGCUGUAUUCAGUUGCAGAUCCGCGACCGGUAGUGCCUUGGUCCAGCUCUACAACUGGAGAACUUCCUGGAUAUUCCGUGUCGGCAGGAGCAGGGUUUGUACUCCUGAAUAUGACCCUCCCAAUGCUCCUCCAGCAACCUCCCUUGUCUCCUACAGGAUUUAUUACGGCCGAUUGUUCGCCACUCCUUACUUCUAGCACACCUUUCGACGUUCGUUCUGGCUAUUGGAUUUACUUAGCCGUUUUUUCUGCAAGCUGCAUGAUCCGGGUGCGAUACAGUUCGCCUACCGAUGCUGCAACGCCAUGGCGAUGGGUGGACGCACGCUUACCUUCACUGAGCGUGGAUGUGCAGGCCCAGAUACCACCGCCAAUACAGAAGCUUUACUCACGCAAUUACUCGUGGAGCAUUGCUGAGUACAACUCUACAAGUGGAGCUUUUGUAAACGUCUUCAGCCAAGCAGCACAGAAUGCGUAUGGCGUUACGACCAUAAAAUCCCUGCAAACAAUGCUGCUAUUUCAACAGAAGUAUGGCUAUGCCCGGGUGGAGCUUAUCGGUGAAAAUUACGACGGGUUUCACCGGACAUUGCUCGUCACUGAUCUCGCACACUACAUACAGCCCAACUUGCCAUUCCUGCCACAGUGGCCCCAGGGCGCCGCCUCCUUGUCCGUAGUGCAGAGUGCAACUCACUCCACUAUCACUGUGCUCCUGCCAGAUUUAACUGACAACCAGACAACUUUCGCCUACCCGUACCUUGCCAUACACAUCGAGCACACGACGGACGAGAUGAACGUGUCCAGCAUUGACAUAGUGCAGAGGAAUGCUUCCCCGGCUGCGUUCGCUCCUUACGGGAACGCUCGGCUGACCAAGCGACUGCCGCUGGGAACAUACAGCAUUCGAAUACGCGGGCAAAGCACCGACUGCGCUGACCCGGCUGCUGCAGCAGCAUGUAGCAACGGCAGCAGUAAUGGCAGUGCCACGCAAUACACACAAUUCACGCCUAGCUUGAUCUUCUCUGUUCAGCAUGCGGUCUCGCUGACUAUUCCUUUCCCAAGCGCAAAGGUAACGCCGGAUGCAGUGUCCUUCAAUGUCUAUGUGGAAAGAUACAGCACUCAACCUGAACAGCUUUCCACCAGCUUUUUGCAGGCGCAUAAGCAGUACGGUUACCAGCCCCAGGAUUUCCCCCUCAACAUUACUGUUGGAAGUUGGUCACGGAAUGUUGUAUACUAUACAAUAGUUGAGCAGCUGAACUGUAAUGGUGGAUUGGUGACCUUGCAAGUGCAAGAAGUUGUCGUGGACAACGUGCAGGGAUUGUUACGUCCUCUCUGGCCUGAGCUUGGUCUGCCAGACGUUACCGCUGAUGGCCCGAGUAUGGGCAAAGUUGUGAUUCCUCUACCAACGAAUCAGUCUGUAUUUGGUGGCGAUAUUACGACAUGCCCCACUGCCAAUUUCCAGCAAUGGUCAAUAUCUGUGUUGCCCGUCAUAGGAAAUAUGAGUACAACGUCUCCAGACAACUUUGUCGCUCUGCCCAAUGCAACGCAAAUUGAACUAUCCCUACCAGCAGGCUUCUACAAGGUGUAUGUAUUUGCUAGAGGUACAUGCCCUUCUUUGUUGACUUCUCCUGAUUGGUACUUCGCAGUCAUGCCCGAUCAUGUGACCAUUGGCUUGCCAAGCUACACCCUCUCUCCGUUCAUAUCUUCUACCAGCGUGGUGGAAUGGUACACGACCGUGGACUGGUACAACCGAGCGACCCGACGCAAGGAGACGGUGUGGUCUUUCUCUGUAACAAAUCCGGUCCCCACCCUCAGGCUCAUUCGUAUUCCCGACGGCCGCGGCCAUUUGGUCGUGCGCACCGUUGUGAAGCUUGUGGAUGGCACAUGGGAUAACAUAGGAAUACGUACACAAGUAAUUAACAACCAGUUGACAUGCAACCUUCCGGAAUUUCCGUCAGAAUAUACAUCUGGUUCGCCUAUUUCCCACGGUAUCAAUACAACUGACUAUCGUGUAACUCUUCCCCCUGCUCCCAUGGGUGACCUGGGCAAUGUCAUUGUGGUAGACGUGUAUGCGUUCAAUGGUACCAGGCUUGGCAAGACUUCUUCAACUGUACAGCCCCUUUCUACAGGUUCUUUCAGCAUUGGCGAGCUGAGAGAUGGUUCUUACGAGGUGACAAUUAAGUAUUGCGACCAGGAUUCAAACAGCACGCUGCUCAGCAAUUGUAGCCUUGAAGGUCCGGGAAAAGUGCUCCGGUUGGAGUCCAGUCUUGUGCAAUUCACCACAUCCCUGGCAUCGCCCAGACCACUUCCGACGCGCUACGAGAUGGCAAUUUUCAGUCCUGACUUUGCACGUAACACGAACCGGAGAGCGUUUAUUGGUAGCUCUGGCGUCCUGCCCUUCAGUACGGAAAUCAAUGUCACCGCCACCUACUACGCGGUGAGAAUGACAGAGAUCAGUGAGUUUGGUGACUACAAUACCAAACGUCUUCAAUACCACACUGCCCUGGCUGUCGGUAUCCCUUACAAACUUACACUGGUGCUUUGGAUUGAGGGUGCCAUCACCAGAGCUGAGUCACUGAGUCGAAAUAUGAGCAGGCUGUUCAUCCGCCUGCCCGGCCUCACCGCGCUGGACUGGAGUGUGUACCAGUGGGUCCAGUAUGAGAUACGCCCAUUCAAUUUGUCACACUGGGCUAAUUCUCUGCUGGAAUCACAUCAAAGCAAUGUCACAUGGAUUCCAAGAAGUCUGCCCUUGAGAGAUGGAGGCUAUGAAAUUCGAGUACGGGCUGCAGUAGGGUCUAUGAGCAGUUUCUCGCCUACCUCCAGUGCGACAACUCUUUGGUCACCGCCGAUUCCAUUCUCAGUUCGCUCAUCAUAUGAAGAAAUAUGGGUGUCGUUGCCAGAAGCCAUUGCCGAAAUAGCUGAAGGACUUUCCGGGUUCAGGAUUGUCUUUUCUCAGUUCAAUGAUGCCUCCAGGACACUUGAAACGGUGCAAACGUUCCACCUUCCAUCAGCUGCAGCAUUUCCUCACAACAUCACUGUCCACUCCGCUUUGCCUCACUGGUUUGUGACCAUAAGAGUGGAUGUGCGCGAUGCAUCCGACUUCUGGAGAACGGUUUCAUUGGACAAGAGAGAGCAUUACAUCCCGGCGGAUGUCUUUAAGCCAACCUUCCCGGUGUGGCCGAAUGGCGUGCAGUCAAUAGUCGCAGUCAACACCACGUUCAACAGCACUCAGUUCAACAUCUCCCUUCCCAGUGCCCAGCCAGCAGACAUCGCUCAAUACUCAAACCUAUCCAUCGAGGGCAGGAUUGAAGGCAGUGGUGAUGUGUAUGAGGUAUAUCAAGUCCUGCAAACAAAUUCGUCCAACCGGCCGUCAUUUGUUGUUCUUGAUCGUCUGUUCACGCGUAAUUCCUAUGAAAUACGCAUACGUGGCUGCAGCGCAAACAGCACAUAUACCGGCUACAGUGAGCCCCUGGUGGUCACCUUUCCGCUAAUCACAUUUAAGGUGCUUUUGAAACAAGCCGAUCCGGUUGCUGCUUUGUAUGUGGUGGAAAUCCACAAGCGGGAUCUGAACAGUUCGAACUUCACUGUAGCCCAGAAACCAGGCGGCUACCAGGAGAGCGACUUCCCUGUCUUUGUACCCACCUCCUACCGCAGUGGACAGUUCUGGGUGCACGUGUAUCGUUUUGGACUGGCUGGGUUCAGGAAUACAAUCAGCUUGGUUCACACUCUCUUUUCCGAGCCAAAACCAUAUCCUGUGCUUCCGUGGACAGACUCAAGCGGGAAUCUCUUACCGGUAUCUAUUGGGGAUCGGACGGCGAACAUCUCACUACCGAAUGUCACUUUGCCAGGGAACGUUCCGAUCAUGCCGGGCCCAGCUUUACUGAUAGCGCGCGACAGAUUGACCUUACGCUUCCUGGCUCCACUUGAUGUGUUCCAGUAUCUCGCCGUGGGUGUCAAUUUUGAAUUCUCUGUUCAAGUUGGAGACCUAGUAUCCCCAUGGAGGUGGAUUGACCUUCGAACACACCAUGUGGCACUCCUACUUUCUGCAAGCGCAAUAGAUUCAAGGCUGCUUCAAGCCUCGCACACGAUAACCCAGAUAGUCAGCCAGUAUUACCCCGGAAACAGAACUCUUAUCAAAGAGAUUGAGAGCACAAGCCCAGGCAAUGUGACUUUUUACCUGCCACCCCUGACUUUUCAACUGAAUCAGCCAGGUUAUGGUUACUACCGACUGCAGGUGAUUGGGACCAAUUAUGAGGGAUUUCGGCGCACACUCUACUCCAGAGACUACCAACGGUACCGGCAGCCAAAUUUGCCAUUCUUCCCCAAAUGGCCCUAUUAUUCAUCGUCCCUCAACUAUAUCCAAACUCAUAAUGAGAGCGUAAUAACCCUGAUCCUACCCCGAUUUGGACCUGCUCAGAUUAUCACCUACCCAUAUAUGGCUGUUCAUAUCAACAGUGAGCCUUAUUGUAGCAGCAAAUCAAGCAUUGACACUUUCCUGAGUGAUCCCGCACUGAGAAAUAUGUCUACGGGCGUCUGGAACUGGGUACGACUCCGCAAACAACUGCCGCUGGGAACGUACGCCAUCCAGGUGCGUGGUCUAAGCAAUAACUGCACAGACCAAUGUGACAACUCCACGCUAUACUCGCGUUUCACUGCUGAGUGGAUUUUCUCUGUAGCGUACGUAGUUCAGGCGAGUGUAGCUUUUCCAGAAUCCCGAGUCACUCCCGAUGGCAUUUCAUUCGGCGUCCGGGUUGAGAGGUACUAUAUUGAUCACCCUACAGCUGGUUCACGUUUUGGCCUGAUAUAUUCUAGGGACCACCUUCAGCUGAGCGCCUUUCCACUGAUCCUAUACUUCGGAAGCUGGUCAAGGAAUGUGGUGUACUAUGCAAGUGUGCAACAGUCUGGCUAUCACGGCGGCCUUCUGACGUUGGAGACCACUGAAAUAGUUGGUAACGAUACCCUUACGGCAUCACUUUUCGAUGAUGAGGAUGAACUGAAUUCGGGCCAACAAAGUCUAGGGGAAGAGAAUGAUACUAUAACAGGUAACUUCAGACCCUUGUGGCCGGAACUUGGACAGCCGAACAUGACACAGGAAAGCCCCACGGAGAACACGUUGACGGUGCGUCUGCCCGGCAAUCAGCUGUAUUGGCAACGGAACGGAGCAUGCCGUAUUGCAUUUGGCUCGGCAUUUGUUGUCAACUUCACCAGGGUCUCAGGUUCCACAAGUCUUGGCAGCCAUUUAGUUCUCAUGCCACCAACCAAUGCUAGUACGCUUGUGGUGGCAGACUUUCCAACUGGUUUCUGGCGCGCCACUGUAUCCAUAGAAACCGUGGGGUCAUGUCCUCCUCCCAUCCUGAGAGUUUCUACUCCCUGGUACUUUCUGGUCCGCACUGAUCUUGUGCGCGUACCUCUGCCGAGCACAUUACCACUGCCGGGAAUACCUGGCAGCAACGUGCUGGAAACACACACAUCUGUGGAUUGGUACAACGCCACAGCAGGCCGCAUGCAGCAGCUCUACCAUACAACAGCGGUCACCAACGACUCAGUGUUGCUCAGUGUUCCCGACGGGCAUGGGUACUUUGCGUCGCGCGUUACGGUGAAGCUCAUUGACGGCACGUGGACAAUGCGUGGUGUUUAUACCAAUCUGUUCAAGCCAGAACUGACCCAGAAUUUGCCAGACUUUGCUGACUUCACGACCAUGCCACCAUUCAGGAGCACGCCCAUCAGUGCCAACACCUCCAGCGUUGAAAUCCUGCUUCCACCUGUCAACAACACUGAGUACACCUCCUAUAGUCUGUCAGUGCAUGGCUACAAUGGUACACGCCUUGCUGCAGUCUCCACGUUUCUCAUUCCUAUCGCCAAUCACUCUCAGUUCAGCAUUGGCAACAUGACAGAUGGCACGUAUGAAUUGGUUCUGCGGUUCUGCGUUCAACUGGGUGCCAGCCUCGUCAACUGCAGCCAUGAGAGUCCGGGAUACGUCUUUCGGCUGGAGUCAUCUCACAUACAGUACACUGCUACACUUGCGUCGACCCGGCCAUUGCCUGUCCGCUACGAAGUCAUCGUCCUACGUACAAACAGAACCGGUCUCGGGACCGUCCUAUUCAAGCAAACAGUGUCCGGUUCCGGUGCGUUCCCGUUCCAUGCCAUGGUAGACUGUGUUCCCGGCCAUUACGUGGUGCAAGUGGACGAGAUUGACGAAUACGGAGACUACCGAACGCAGACUCUCACCUACUACACAGCUCUUGCUGCGUUACUUGAUUCUUGGAACGCAUUUCCGGGCCUGUCAUGGCUGGAGGGCGACAGCAUUGCUGCAGACCAGUCCAUGACACUCGGCUUGAGCCGUCUGGUCAUGCGUCGGCCCAAUCUCAGUGUCGCGCAGCUGGAUUGGUUUUCAGUCCUACACUUCCGGUACCGACUUGUCAAUAUGUCUUUCGAACCGCAAGCACAAAUCCAAAUUAACGCUGCGGUGACUGCAACAUCUAGUGUACUAAUGGAUGGCCAGUAUGAACUCCAAGCAAGGGCGAUUAGUGGUGUAGGCGGUUUCUUCAACUCAAGCAGCGGCUGGACGCCUCCGAUUCGAUUUUCGAUGCGCUCCACGUACGGCCAAAUCCGUGUUGGACUAAAUGGGUCGACAUACAUCAAUGAAUUCGUUUACGUGGUGGACAUUUUCCGUUACUUUUCCAGUUCGGAUGCUUACAGACUCGUUUACUCGAGGUCCAACUUCUCUGCUGGUGAUUUUGAUGAAAUCGUGCUUCUGGCAUACAGGAGAGGCUAUUUCCUGACUCGAGUUGAUGGCAUCGAUGCGUUUGGCGCACGUCGAACUCUAUCCCUCGUCAACUCAAUGUACCCAAUAGCCGGAACUGCCCCGCUACCUGUUGAGUGGUCUUCAGUGGACGCUGCACGAGGAACAUCGAGUGCCGACAAUGCCAGCACGGUAACGGUGGAGCUGCCCCGAGUACCAGGGUACACGACUGUUGAGCUAGAUCACCGGCCGCUGGGUGCGGCAGCCUGGACUACCCACCGGGUUCAGUUAGGUCUCUCGCCGUACUCUCUGCCGGGCACGUUCACUGAUGGCUCGUACGAAACACGUGCCCGUGGUGUGGAGAAAGUGGGUUGCUGCGAUACCUUCAGUGUCUACUCACCAACCCUUCGCUUCAGACUACGCUCUCAGAUCUCUAUGUUUACGAUCCCCGCGCCCAACCCGGAUCCUGCGGCACUGUCCUACCGUGCACGGAUCUAUCAUUACAAGAGUAACUCAAGUCUAUUUGUACCAGUGUUUGAGGCAGGUGGUCUCUCCGAGAGGGACUUUCCCUUUGUGGCUAACGUCAACUUGAGCAGCAGUGCGUUCAUCAGGCGUGUGGAGAGCUUUGACGAACGGGGCUUCAGGCGCACCGUGGCCGCCAUGGGCUUCUACAAGUACUUGGCAGGUUUACCACCAACGAUGAUAACUUGGUUACAAGAGUCAGUCUUCUACAAUGGCAGCUCACCGGAGGACAUCAUUCAACUCACACCUAUCAGACCGGGAUGGGAGAACAUAACCGUCAAAAUGAACGUGCGUCUCACUGUUCACACUCUUUUCUUCCAGUACGGUGUGUGCAUUAAGAAAACAAGCGACCCUGCUCCUUGUUCCGAGUAUGUGCAUAUCGUUCCAACGCGCAACGGUACGGCGGACUUUACUCCACGCGUGUCUCUUGAAGGCGGCUAUGAGUAUGUGCUGCAAGUGAUAGCAUUACCCAGGUCAAUCGUGUCACUGCCGCUCUACUUCCCCGUCCUGGGAAACUAUCCCCUUGUUAUCCCUCUGCUCGCGGCUGACCCGAGCGCAGUGCGCUACGCUGUGCAGGUGACGCGUUUCAACGAGACCACACUGCAACACGAUGUGGUAUUCAACAGGUCUGACUACCAGCAGCAGGACUUCAACGUGACAAUUCAGCUCGACCGGUACGGCUACUAUGUGCGGCGCGUGGACAGGAUUGACGCCAGUGGUGGUCGCCUGACUCUCGGCCUCUAUGUGAAAACGUUUGAAACUGACCCCACCUGGCAGAGACUGGUGAACUGGCCAGAGGACAGGCAAGUCGUGUCGAGCCACGUCGUGGCGCCCGGAGAAAGCAACGUCACCAUCCAGCUGCCAUUCGUGCAGGCGUGUGCUGCCUGCUGGGUAUUCUCUAUUGUUCUCGGGUACACGGGCCGUAGCGAGAGCUGGACUCGUCGGCUACGUGCUGUGAACGUCAGCAGCAGUGCCAGUGGCAAUCGUGAGUUCGUCGUUCCAAUGCCACUGAGUGACGGGGCUUACAGCGUGCAGGUUCAACGCUCUGCGACGAACCGGAACUGGACAAGUGCGCUCACCUUGCCAUGGUGGUUUCAUCUGAACGCACUGGGAUGGAUUGUGGUGCCAGUACCAUCGGACAAUGGCACGGCACACUACUACACUGUAGAAAUACUUGCCUAUAACAGCACCGCGCAGAGCUCUGAGCUCGUACGCCGCUAUCACAACCUCAGCUUCGUGGACUUCCCUUUCACCAUCAGUAACUUGACCGGUGGGCGCUACGAAGUCAGGCUGGAUGCAACUAGCUCUGACAACAUAGUGCGCACGCUGUCCGUAUCAGCAGCCUCUUACGGAGCACAAGAAGGCAAUGCACCGACGUUCAUUGAAUGGCCGGAAGUGAGCACAGUCACGGCCGGUACAGCCGGCGGCGGCGCCUCUCUGACUUCGCUGGUCACAGUGUCCACGGCCGCCGUCACCGUACAGCUGCCCCGCCUGAGCGUGUCCGUACAGCAGGAGUUCCCACUGCUGGAGGUGUCCUACAGGCAGUACAUAGCCAGUGGCAGCAGCAGCCUCACUUGGAGCACGCCCAUACUGGUCGCCAGCAACUCUACCAGCGUCAACUUGCCGACCAUUCUCUUCAGCGGCAGCUACGAGAUGCGCGUGCGUGGGCAGAGCCUGACCCGGAACAACGUCACCGUCUACACAGCGUUCACCGCAGCUCUCAGGUUCCGUGCCAACGGACGGAGAUACAGUUCUCCACCGAUCCUCGCGGAUGAAAUCAGUCAAGGCAGCAUUGCUGCAAUCAUCUGGGUCAUCUGUGCCAUCUGGAUUCUGGCGGCAAUUCUCAUUUCACGACACCGAGAAAGGCAGUCUGAAGAAGACAUAGUCGUACACUAUGAUGUACCAAUGGACCAGCUGGGUCGUCCGCAUCGUGAAAACACCUACCACAAUGCCAUGGUGGUCGACAAGCCAAAGUGGGGGCAGCCCCGGCCGGACAAAGGGAGCACGACAAAAAGCGCGGUCAGUAUGGAGUCUGAGCUGGCUGGGUCAGGUUCACAUGAGAACAGGAUGUACUCCGAGGUUGACACGGCGGCCAUCGACAACGCUUUACCCAGGAUCGAGGAGCGCAACAGGCAAGACGACGACGACGGCGACUGUGUAUAUGCAGAAGUGGGUGAUGAUGGCGCAUUCGAACCAGACGAGCCAGCCGCGCAAGAGGCUCAAUAUGUAGAGCCUGUGGAGCCCACUGCCCCUGCCGAUCCCACUACCCACGCAGAACCUGUGGAGCCCACUGCCCCUGCCGAACCCACGGAGCCCACUACCCACGCAGAACCUGUGGAGCCCACUGCCCCUGCCGAACCCACGGAGCCCACUACCCCUGCCGAACCCACGGAGCCCACUACCCCUGCCGAACCUGCGGAGCCCACUACCCCUGCCGAACCUGUGGAGCCCACUACCCCUGCAGAACCUGUGGAGCCCACUACCCCUGCCGAACCCGUGGAGCACACUGCCCCUGCAGAACCGACCUCCCCAGCUGAAUCCAGGAUUCCUGUCGAACUAGACGAACUAGAAGCAACCGCCGUGUAAGAUUAGAACGGCGCACAGCUGGGCAGCGGCCUACUCCAAGUACUAGUAGUAGCAUCCAUGCCAGUGAGUGAGUGUAGCCCGUACUGCUACUAGUACAAUCAUGUAGUUGACAGGUUGUGCCUGCAGCCUUGUAGUGGGCGAGGCAGAACUCCGUCCAUAGCUUUGUUUUUAGUGAAGAGCUCAUGUGCAUGUACAUGGACCUAAGGAUUGUAUUGUGCACAGCAUGCCACUCCUAUAGCGUUCGCAUAGACUUCUGCCAUAGCAUACCUGCGUGCUCCUUGCGCAUGCUCAUACUUGUGCUUGCAAUGCUGCUUAUGUGCAUGUUGUUGCCAGGAAAUCAAUGUGAUUACGUUACUGCAAGUGCCUGUCACUGCGGGUUCCUGCCGUGUCCCGUUUGUCAACGUACACUUUUCCCAUAGAUAAUCGGUGAAUUGAAUAACACUUCAUAACAAUA